AUGGCCUUACAAGAUGAAAACGAUCCUUGCUUUGUCCAUGAAUGUAUCACCAUCGUCCUUCGUGAAGCUCAAGAUUACAGAGCAAAACUCACAACAAAUCUGUGCCUUGUUGGUCUAGACAAUGUCAACCGUGAAUAUCUAGUCACUCGAGAGAAUUUGAAUCGCAUUGCUGAGGGCAUUUUGACCGACUACUUUGACGACAUAAAAGGGUUACAAGAUGAAAACAACCCUCGCUUCAUUGACGAAAUUAUCACCAUCUUCCUUCGUGUAGCUGAAGAUUACAGAGCCGAUCACUCACAAUAA
Molecule: messenger RNA, 303 nt
Organism: Prunus armeniaca (apricot)
Lineage: Eukaryota; Viridiplantae; Streptophyta; Magnoliopsida; Rosales; Rosaceae
Source: the annotation of a GenBank genome assembly